AUUUAGGAUCGUGAUUGCGUCUUUACGGUUGUCCUCUUGUUUUUUUCCCUCAAAGAACAAAACCAGCGACCCUCUCCCCCUCCCCUCUUCGAUCCUGUUCUUUCCACGUAGCCUAAUGUGUUGCUCAUAUCAUCAAACUUAAAGUCCACGUCCGUGACCAGAAUUCAAACCAGAGCUAUAUAUACAUCCGAAGACAAUCAACGCUUUCAAAAAAAGUCACACUUCAGGGGCCGAAAGCGGCACCUAUCAGUGUCAAACCUGCGGGCUACCCUUUAGACGAGUCCGCUCCACAAAUGUGCAGCACCGAUGGAGGUAGGCUACUAGUGACUCAUUCGUGCGCAAUGACAAUAAACAGACAAGGCUUGCUUUGAAUGUCUGCUAAUCAAACCUACUCCAACAAAAGCAAGGUCACCUUGUGUGGGGUCUAGCAGAGAUCUGAAGCUCAGGUCUGUUGUUUAUUCUCCUUCUCGGAGUGUACCAAAGAGCGAAGCUGUCUCUCCUUCAGGACUAAAUUUUGUGGUAAAUUCACUUUUUUGGGGGGACUGCACCUGUUCACCUGGACCCACAUCAUCACGUGAGCCUUUUACUUCUUAUUUUGAUGGUAUAAAGAAGUAUUUUUUGCAUUAAAGAAAAAAAGUGACCAGGCUUUCUGAGGUGAAGACUUUGGCACAGGGUGUCUGGAGUGAUGGCGGCGUCUGCACCCUCCUCCUCUGGUGGCGAACCGGAUCCCAACUCGGCAAAUUUACGACCACCGGGCUCAAGCUAUGAUGCUUGGUGUGGAGUUGCUAAUGGAUGUACUAGAAAAUUGGGAAUGAAGAUAUGUGGGUUUUUACAGAAGAACAACAGUCUGGAGGAAAGGAACAGAAUUGUGAGUUCCUUCAAAGAGCACGCAGCCAAGAACCUGCUGUCCUGCGAUAACACCGGAGGGGAUGCGCGUUUCAGACGCACGGAGACCGAUUUCUCCAAUCUGUUCGCUAGAGAUCUGUUGCCCGCCAAAAAUGGAGAAGAGCCAACCAUGCAGUUCUUGCUGGAGAUUGUGGAAAUCCUCACCAACUACGUCAGGAAGACCUUCGAUCGAUCCACCAAGGUCCUGGACUUCCACCACCCACACCAGCUGCUGGAGGGCAUGGAGGGCUUUAACCUGGAGCUCUCUGACCAACCCGAGUCUCUGGAGCAGAUCCUGGUGGACUGCAGGGACACCUUGAAGUAUGGCGUGAGAACAGGUCACCCCAGGUUCUUUAACCAGUUGUCCACUGGAUUGGACAUUGUUGGCUUGGCAGGAGAGUGGCUUACCUCAACCGCUAACACUAACAUGUUUACUUAUGAGAUCGCCCCUGUCUUUGUGCUCAUGGAGCAGCUGACACUGAAAAAGAUGAGAGAGAUUAUCGGCUGGUCUGAGGGAGAGGGCGAUGGGAUAUUUUCUCCAGGAGGAGCAAUCUCCAACAUGUACAGCGUGAUGAUUGCCAGAUACAAGUUCUUUCCUGAAGUGAAAAGCAAAGGCAUGACAGCUGCACCCAGACUGGUCCUCUUCACCUCAGAGCAUAGCCACUAUUCCAUCAAGAAAGCCAGUGCAGCUCUGGGCUUUGGGACCGAGAACCUAAUUCUUUUGAACACAGACAAGAGAGGAAGAGUCAUUCCUGCUGAUUUGGAAGCCAAAGUCAUAGAGGCCAAGCAAAAGGGGUAUGUGCCAAUGUUUGUGAAUGCCACCGCUGGUACUACCGUCUAUGGAGCCUUUGAUCCUAUCAAUGAAAUUGCAGACAUUUGUGAAAAGUAUAACAUGUGGCUUCAUGUGGACGGUGCAUGGGGUGGAGGUUUGCUGAUGUCCAGGAAGCACAGACACAAGCUGAAUGGAGUAGAGAGAGCCAACUCAGUCACCUGGAACCCUCAUAAAAUGAUGGGAGUGCCUCUGCAGUGCUCUGCCGUUCUGGUCAGAGAGAGGGGAUUAUUAACAGGCUGCAACUCCAUGUGUGCUGGUUACCUCUUCCAGCCAGAUAAACAGUAUGAUACCACAUACGACACAGGUGAUAAAGCCAUUCAGUGUGGGCGUCAUGUCGACAUCUUCAAGUUCUGGCUCAUGUGGAAGGCAAAGGGAACAGUAGGAUUUGAGCAGCAUAUCGACAAGUGCCUGGAUCUGUCAGCCUACCUCUAUGAUAAAAUAAAAAACAGAGAGGGCUUCGAGAUGGUGUUUGAUGGAGAGCCGCAGCACACUAAUGUGUGCUUCUGGUAUACUCCACCGAGCCUUCGCAGCUUGCCUGAUGGUGACGAGAGGCGGGAGAGGUUGCACAAGGUGGCCCCGAAGAUUAAGGCAAUGAUGAUGGAGUCUGGGACUACAAUGGUGGGUUACCAGCCCCAAGGAAACAAGGUCAACUUCUUCCGCAUGGUAAUCUCAAACCCCGCUGCUACCAAGUCAGACAUCGACUUCCUGAUCGAGGAGAUUGAGCGACUGGGGCAUGACUUGUAAAAGCCACACCUGAACCUCUGUCCCCCCCAAACAUUUCCAACUCUGGAGAGCCUUGAGCCUUGGCUCAUGUCCCUUUUGUCUCAUGAAGAUGUUGACAUUUUUUUGCUUACAGGUCUUAUCUGGCAAUGCACAAAAAAUAAUACGCCCUGUGUGUCUCUGUCUCUUCUGUCUUUUGCAACAAUUACAUAUAUUCAAGACAUUUAAACACAAGGUCAUCUGAGUAAAAAAGGACAUUAGUCAAAUCUGUGAGAGAAUCAUAAAGGAAAGGUAUUCUUGGUAAACCACAUGUUAACAAAAAUGGACCUAUAUAUAAAAAUGUUGAAUAAAAUGAGAUUAACACUGGUUACUUAUCAUGUAAAUACGAAAUAGCAGGAAUAUCUGAGAACUUGAAUGAUUCUUUCUAUAGCAGCUAUAAAUAAUAUAAUAUAUUGUACUGUUGUACUAUAUAUAAGUCAGAAUUGAAAACAGAAUAACAUCAAAAACAAUUCCCAAGUAUCAGAGCACAAUGUAGGGAACCUUAUAGCAUUGACAUAAAGAGUAUUAAUGUAAUAUAUAGAUAUGGUAUACUGACUGUUGGUGCUCCAUGUCGUCUGUAUAAUUAUCAAGCCAGAUACACCAACACAUUGUACCCUAGCUGUUAUUUACUUUUGAUAUUACAUAGGUGGAAAUAUAAAACACAGUCAUUGUACUUGAUCGCUGUGUUUUCAAAACAUUUUGUGUAGAUUGUGUAUAGUAUUGUUACAUUGCCUUUGUGCCAAAUGUGUCCUAGUUUUACAGUGAAAAACUCCUAUAUAUAAGUCAGCCAUACCGUAUAGAAUGUAAUAGAUGAAUGACUUUAUUUAUAGCCAGAGAUUCAAAUUGUGAAUAGGUAAUCUGCUGUUCUUUUCCAUUUGUAAUGUAUUCUCCUUCCUAUUUGGUAAUUGUUGUAUGAUAUUACAAUGUUUUGAGUAACAUUGAAUUCUUUUAGUGUAUUUGUGAACCAAAGAAGGGUUGAUUUACAUUUAUGAACAUGCCUUUAUUCUCCCUUAUGGAUAGAUUCAGAUGUUUAUAUAAGAAUAUUUAACUUAUCACCCUUUAGUGCAAUCUAUGUUGUGUAACUGUACUAUGUUAUUGUGAUUCACUGACUGAAUGUUGCCCUGACACUUUGAAGGCAUGACUGGCAGUGCGGCUGCUACUGCCGGCGCUUUGUUCAUGAUAAAAAGCACAAUGCUUAACCAUGAUCACAGACAGCUUUAAUUCUACAGACAUGGGGAUUGUCUGCACUAUAAUGUGUUAAGUAAAUCUAUGAUAUGCAAACUUUUAUUUGUCUUCAUAUGCUGAGAAUAGGCACACAUUUAUGUUGAGAAAAACAAUGUAAAAGAAGCUGGGAUUAGUUAUCAUGAAUUUUGCUUAAACAAUGAAAUGCACAGUGUUUGCUACAGUUAUAAGAUUUAUUGAAAAGUUGUACAUAAUUUAAUUUGUGGGAUGUGGGAAUCAUAUCCCUUAUUAAAUUCAAUACAGGCACUUUAACUCCAUGCCAUCAUUUGCAGAGUAAUAUUGUUGUAUCCAUAGAACUAAUAAAGGCAAGCUGUA
Molecule: messenger RNA, 4033 nt
Organism: Etheostoma cragini (Arkansas darter)
Lineage: Eukaryota; Metazoa; Chordata; Actinopteri; Perciformes; Percidae
Product: glutamate decarboxylase 1
Exons: 17
Coding region: 686-2461 (591 amino acids)
Biological process (GO): GABA biosynthetic process
Cellular component (GO): cytoplasm; presynaptic active zone
Molecular function (GO): pyridoxal phosphate binding; glutamate decarboxylase activity
Source: RefSeq, a predicted model, not a curated record